GAUCAACAAUUCAAGAUGGCAGAGGAAACUAUUUAUCUGUGUAACUUUCGAGUUUCCGUUGAUGGGGACUGGUUAUGUUUGAAAGAACUCAGUGAUGUGCAGUUGGAGGUAGAUGAAUUAGAUCUACCCACCCCUGAGGAUGGAAGAGACCCCCGUACGAUUGAGCGAUGUAACUUGUUAAACGUAUCCAAACUUAUCAUAAAGGAGGUGAUCGACUCCAGUCUGUCUCAUGGUCGCAUGCUGGAUGACAACCACGUUCCACUUCAACAGUUCUUUAUUGUACUAGAACAUGUUCUGCGCCAUGGACUUAAGCCCAAGAAAAGUUUACUACGAGAUCGGCGAGAUUUCUGGUGUGUCCUGGAAACGGUAGAGAAACUGGUUCCCGAAGCUUCCGAAAUAACCACCAGUGUCAGAGAAAUGCCAAACCUCAAGACACCAUUAGGCAAAGCCAGAGCAUGGCUGAGACUCUCACUGAUGCAGAAGAGUCUGGCAGACUAUCUUAAAGUACUGUGUGAGAAAAAAGACCAAGUACUUGGUGAAUUUUACGAGCCUGGUGCUAUGAUGUUGGAGGAUGAGGGGAUGGUUUUUACGGGGUUACUUGUGGGACUUAAUGUCAUCGACUGUAACAUGUGUAUAAAGGAGGAGGACUUAGACCAACCUAUGGGAGUCAUAGAUUUCAGUUUGUACUUAAACAACAGAAUUAAUGAUGACCUAUCACCUGAAAAUGAAAGUCCAGAAACAAAGAACAAAAUGGCUACCAUACUAGAUCAGAAAAAUUAUCUAGAGGAACUGAACAGACACCUGAAUGCAACAGUCACAAAUCUACAACAAAAGCUAGAGAGUGUUCAAACUACCAAUACCCUGUUAAAAGAAGAUCUUGCCAUUGCCAAAAACUCGGUUUUAGAAUUACAGGCAGAAAACGACACUCUGAAAGCUGACCAGGGUUCCAUUGUAGACGACACAAAGAGGCAACUGGAG
Messenger RNA from Saccostrea cuccullata (small rock oyster), 978 nucleotides. RefSeq names its product protein RUFY3-like. The annotation marks the transcript as partial. Gene Ontology annotation, cellular component: cytoplasm. NCBI's taxonomy places the organism in Eukaryota, Metazoa, Mollusca, Bivalvia, Ostreida, Ostreidae. The transcript has 8 exons. The record is from RefSeq and is a predicted model, not a curated record.